AUGGCUGGCAUCUUUCUGCUCCUGUCGUUAUGCGUGGUCAUGGCAUUGGCCUCGUUCCUUGCCGGAGCCUUGCCGCUGUCCAUGACGCUGUCGCAUUCGCAGCUACGUCUCAUCUCGAGCAUCGGCGUCAGCGGCCGUUACGCCGGCUUCGUCGUCCCACGCCCAUCGCGCACGGAGUCUUGCGCAAAGGGCGCCGUGAAACUAGCGAUCGAGGAGCGAUAUGAGCCCACCUUGGCUCCCGCAGCGAGCAUCGAUCUACGACGAGACAUGGUGGGCGAUGAGCUCGAGCAUGAGCACGCCCUCUCGAAUAUUAUCAUUUCUCGAGCUGCGUCCGAGUCUACGGAAUUGACGCAGGACACGCGCGACUCCGACUCAUCCGCAAAUGCGCCGGGGGCUCCCGAGCGAGACGGGGACAAGCACGGCGAGCAAGGCCACGCAGAGAUUCCGGCGUUUGAAGUUGGCUUCUCCAUGGUUCUGGGAUUCGUCCUCAUGUUCCUCAUUGACAGGCUGCCCAGGCACGCGACGGAGACUUUCCAAUCCGGGCCCCAGACGACGCACAUGAGCCUCGACAGUCUAGGGGUGGACGGGGCCCUGGCUGACGACGAGGCCGACGGGUUCCUCGGCUCCUGA
Hirsutella rhossiliensis is the source of this 630-nucleotide messenger RNA. RefSeq lists its product as uncharacterized. The transcript is spliced from 4 exons. The coding region runs from base 1 to 630 and encodes 209 amino acids. Gene Ontology annotation, biological process: zinc ion transport. The record is from RefSeq and is a predicted model, not a curated record. Gene Ontology annotation, molecular function: metal ion transmembrane transporter activity. NCBI's taxonomy places the organism in Eukaryota, Fungi, Ascomycota, Sordariomycetes, Hypocreales, Ophiocordycipitaceae.